Punctularia strigosozonata HHB-11173 SS5 is the source of this 423-nucleotide messenger RNA. RefSeq lists its product as uncharacterized. NCBI's taxonomy places the organism in Eukaryota, Fungi, Basidiomycota, Agaricomycetes, Corticiales, Punctulariaceae. The transcript is spliced from 4 exons. Bases 1 to 423 code for a protein of 140 amino acids. The record is from RefSeq and is a predicted model, not a curated record.
AUGCCCCAGUACACCUACCGGGGUCACAAGUCCAAGACAUUUUAUCCGGCAGAUGUCAACGAGCUCGUUGAGAUCCGGGCGCGUCAACGUACGUUCGACGGUGCUUAUGGGCGGACUGCCAUCGGCAACCUUGGCUACUCCCUCACGAUAUUGAAGCUCUUCGACAGACGUUUCUACCGCACUCUGCUCUUCGUGCUGUCCUUCUUUCGCUCGCGACAUGCCAAACACGACUUUGCGGACGACUCGCCGGCUUUGGGGUCCAGCCACAGGAGACGGCCGUCUGAGCCUAUCAUGACCAAGGGAAACGAGAACAAACCUAUGCUGGGCAAGCCGUUCCGGACGGCCGGAUGGAUCGUGGUCGCGGUUACCGGCGUGGUGGUCGUGGUCGAGGUCGGAUUGCUCCUGCUCGUGCUACAGCUCUAG